AUGGGGGAGGGGCAGAGGCUGGCCGAACUGUUAACGAGGUCACAGCUGCAGAACAAUGACCAGGCUGAGGAGACAUGUCCACGAUUGCAAGAGUCGGUGUGCGGAGUUGCAGAAGCUGCUGUUGUGUCUGCAACAGUUGUGCAUAGACUUCAUAAAUGCGAACAUGCAGGUCAACAUUCUGAGUGCGCAAUGCAUCGAUGUCUGAACGCUUGCACAAGAAAGCUGAGAGAGCAGAAGAAAGGUUUGCAGCAAGUGACAUACACUCUGAAAGGACAGAGUGUGAACAUGCCCUUACCAGCACAGCUACAACCAGUGGACUUUUGGGCUAGGUACCAACCACCACCACCACCAGAACCAGGGCAGAAGCGACUUCCAGAAGAUAUUGAAGCUGAGCUCAGAAAGCAAGAGCAAGAGUUGAAUGAACUUGCUCUCAUAAGUAUAGAGCUACCUGAUAAUGUUCUUUGGUUUGAACCACCAACUGUGGUCAGGUGGGAUGGUGAGAAAGGUUUCUGGUCAACUGAAGACUGUCAUGACACGAAGUUUAAUGAAGAUAAGCAGGUUAUAACAUUUAGGCUUGGGAGGUUUGGUCCAAUAGGCCUUGCUGCUUAUCGUUAUUUUAACCUCCCAUACCAGUCUUGGGAAAUGAAACCUGACCUCAAGAAUGGGGGAAUAAUAUUGAGCAUAACAGCUACAGUUGUCAUUGUGGAGUUUCAUAUAAAGGGGGACAAGGUGUGCUUAAAUGCCCUGCAGAAUGGUGCAACUAAUGCUCUGCAAGAUAUUGUUGGGACAUACUUCAAACCAUAUUUUCUAAUUAAGCGGAUGAAAAGAGGGGGAGUUGACAUCUUCCCACCAGUUGAUGCCUUUUGUUAUGUGGAAGGUUCUGCACCCAAACACUGUGUGGCAGAGGACCACCUGUAUCACUGCAUGGCACAUGCUUCUAGUGUUUACAACUUUGCCUGGAGUCGCUGGAAUCUGUUAGCUGGGAGACGUAAUAUGAUAUUACAGAUGCGAGAGUAUCUUGACCGUAGGAGACUCGCAAACCACAGUACUCUGCAUGCAACACCUUUGAAAGCCACCCUUGUUGACUGCACCGAGUUCAGCCAGUCAUUUGUAUCAGAAGUAGUUCCUGGCCUAAAGUUUUAUGCAGAUCUUUAUCACUUGCUGCAACAUCAGGCGUCACCACAGGCCAAAAAAAUAAUGAAGGAUGUUUCCUAUUCUCAAGUGCACACGGUGCAUGAAAUGCUGCAAAAAACAAGAGUGCUCAGCUAUUCAUGA
Molecule: messenger RNA, 1275 nt
Organism: Schistocerca americana (American grasshopper)
Lineage: Eukaryota; Metazoa; Arthropoda; Insecta; Orthoptera; Acrididae
Product: dynein axonemal intermediate chain 7-like
Exons: 8
Coding region: 1-1275 (424 amino acids)
Cellular component (GO): axoneme
Molecular function (GO): beta-tubulin binding; microtubule binding
Source: RefSeq, a predicted model, not a curated record